AUGGCUUUAUAUCCAUCCUUGGAAGAUAUGAAAGUGGACCAGAUGGUUAAGGCCCAGCACAAUGCUCACUCUCCCUACCAAUCUGUCCAGUAUCCCAUGGAUACAGAUACUGGAUCUUCCAGUCUGGAACACUCUGCCCUUUAUCCAAGCUUAGGUGAAUAUAUGGGAUUGAAACUUACACCUGAUUUGGUUCAGGACAUGGUACCAGUAGAUAAUCAAGUUGGUAUUUGGCAAGGUAAUAGUGGUCAGAUGCAAGUAGCCCCUGUCACUGGCUCAAACAAAGGUUUAAUGAGAGCAGAAAUAAAACAAGGUAUCAGAGAAGUUAUUCUCUGCAAAGAUGAGCACGGCAAAAUUGGUCUUCGACUCAGGCAUGUAAAUAAUGGUGUGUUUGUGGCUUUAGUUCAAUCCGGCUCUCCUGCAGCAAUGGUUGGUCUUCGAUUUGGAGACCAGAUCCUUCAAAUUGACAACCAGCCAGUUGCUGGUUGGGAUAACGAAAAAGUGCAUAAAUAUUUGAAGGACGCUAAUCCACAGAAAAUUUCAAUGGCUAUCAGGGACAGACCAUUUGAGAGAACAGUGACCAUGCAAAAAGACAGUCUUGGUUAUGUGGGAUUUGUUUACAAAGAUGGGAAAAUAAAAUCUUUAGUAAAAGAUUCUUCUGCUGCCAGAAAUGGUCUUCUUACUGACCAUCAACUUAUUGAAGUCAAUGGACAGAAUGUUGUGGGACUGAAGGACAAAGAGAUUGGUGCCGUGAUUGAUGCUGGUGGCCGAACUAUAACUGUGACUGUGAUGCCAAGUGUGAUUUAUGAUCACAUUGUUAAAUGUAUGGGCAACAGUUUGAUGAAAAAAUUGAUGGAUCACUCAAUCCCUGACCUGUAA
Acanthosepion pharaonis is the source of this 876-nucleotide messenger RNA. The record is from the annotation of a GenBank genome assembly. Lineage: Eukaryota; Metazoa; Mollusca; Cephalopoda; Sepiida; Sepiidae.